Molecule: messenger RNA, 1363 nt
Organism: Aplosporella prunicola CBS 121167
Lineage: Eukaryota; Fungi; Ascomycota; Dothideomycetes; Botryosphaeriales; Aplosporellaceae
Exons: 5
Coding region: 188-1363 (391 amino acids)
Source: RefSeq, a predicted model, not a curated record
GGCCGAAGCAGCAGCCUCAUAUACUGACUUGGACUCUAUACCCAGGCAGAGUUUAAAGCGCCGCGCUGGGACGCCCGAGUAUCGUGACCUUCUUUUACGCCACUGCCGUCAAGCUUGUUUUUGACUUGCUCUUCUUGGACUUGCUCACUGUUCCGCACGUACAGAACCUUCGCUCCCUUCUCGAACAAUGGCGACAGGCGAGUUCGGCGCCCCGCCGGGGUACGUCGACCUCCAUGAGAACCAGACCGAGGUCAUCUACUGGACCAUCAUCCCCGUGGCGGUGGUGGGGACGGGGUCGGUGGUGCUGCGGUUCAUGGCGCGCAGCAUGGCCAACGGGCCGGGGUUGUGCAUCGACGACGUGUUUAUAUUUCUAGCGCUGGUCUUCACGUGGGUGACGGCCAUCUGCUGUUUCCUCAGCAUCCAAUACGGCGCCGGACGCCACUUGUGGACCGUGUCCAAGGACGACUUCACCAUGAUCUGGCGGAUCCUCUACGCCUACGUCAUGAUCUACGCCACCGCCGUCAGCUGCACCAAAUUCUCCAUCGUGCUCUUCUACCGCCGCAUCUUCAGCUUCACAUACGGCUUCUGGCUCGGCGCCUUCCUGGCCGUGAGCUACUGGGUCGUCAUCCUCGUCGUCAUCAACACCGGCUGCCGCCCCUUCUCGUAUUUCUUCGAGCAGUACACCAACCCCACCGCCGAGGGCACCUGCAUCGACCUCGGCCUCUUCUACUACGCCAACGCCAUCUGGGCUAUGCUCGUCGACGUCGUCAUCCUGCUCAUGCCCUUGCCGACCAUCUGGUCCCUGCAGCUGCCGACGCAGAAGCGCGCUGCUGUCACCGUCAUCUUUUUGCUGGGCGCGUUCGUCGUCGGCGCAAGCAUCGCCCGCAUCGUCACCCUCAAACACUUCCUCUCCGCCAAAGACCUCACCUGGGAAAUCGGCGCCGUCUUCAUCUGGUCGUGCGUCGAGCCGUUCGUGGGGAUCGUGUCCGCGUGCCUGCCCACCUUCGCCCCAUUGAUGCGGCGUGUCUCGCCCUCGCUGAAACGCCGCUUCUCGCUGCUCUGGGAUAGCUGGGGCAGCACAUUCGGAGCGGGAACGACGUCGCGCUCGCGAGCUCAGAGUGGCAGCGCGCGCCGCCAGAAAUGGGGCGCGAGAGGCUAUGUCGAGACGGUGGAGGGCGAUGUUGAGAGUGGAGAUGCUAUUGGCUUGACGACGAGGAUUAGAGCUGGUAGUGCGCGCAGUGGGAGUGCGUGUGGGAGUGCGAGUGCGAGUGCGGGGUCUAAGGCGGAGGACGACGCGUGGAGGUGUGAGGAGCAUGCCAUUACGGUGAAUAAGGAGGUUACGUGGGGGGAAGUGCGGCGGUAG